This is a messenger RNA of Hemicordylus capensis (graceful crag lizard), 3484 nucleotides long. RefSeq names its product DnaJ heat shock protein family (Hsp40) member B6 (gene DNAJB6). The record is from RefSeq and is a predicted model, not a curated record. The transcript is spliced from 10 exons. Gene Ontology annotation, molecular function: ATPase activator activity; protein folding chaperone; Hsp70 protein binding. Gene Ontology annotation, biological process: protein refolding; positive regulation of proteasomal ubiquitin-dependent protein catabolic process. Gene Ontology annotation, cellular component: endoplasmic reticulum membrane; cytosol; cytoplasm. NCBI's taxonomy places the organism in Eukaryota, Metazoa, Chordata, Lepidosauria, Squamata, Cordylidae. Bases 666 to 1631 code for a protein of 321 amino acids.
UGUUGCGGCCGGCGAGGUCCUUCACUCCUCCCUCUUCACUGCGUCUCUCUUGCGGGGCCUGGCUUCAUCUCCUUUUAUUAUUUUCUUUAUACCUAGGGGCUUGGCCUUAUUUUUAUUUUAUUUUAUUAUUGUUAAAAAUCGCUUCAUGCAAUCACAUGGUCCUGGCUUCACUUUCAUUGUCCUCAAUACUAAUAACAAAAGAUCGCAAAUCUUCCUCCCAUUCUCUGUGCAGGAUCGUUGUAGGCUCGUGGGGUGGGGGCGGGGCUGGAGGGAAGGCCAGAGGUUCUCCGGCUUGGGUCCCCACAUGCUGUUGGACUACACCUUCCAUCUUCCUCGGCCAUAAUGGCUUUUGUUCCCGGGGAUGAUGGCAGAUGUAGUCCAACAACAUCAGAGGACCCGAGUUGUAGAGCCCUGAUGUCGGUCGUUCGCUUUUGCUAAACUUCUCCAAACAACAAAAGGGGCGCUGUGGAGGUUGGGAAAAGACGCUGCAUAACGAGCUCCCUUGGACAUAUGGUGGUAGGCUGAGGAACAGAAAUUGCUUGUAGAUUGAAGGUUUCCUUGAUGCAAAAAGGUGUGGCAGGGAGUCUUCUUGUGGGACCUUCAGAGGCAAGCAACUACAGCGUGGUGUUGCCUUUCAGGACUCUGUUAUCAAAGCGAUAUAAAACAUGGUGGAUUAUUACGAAGUUCUAGGAGUGCACAGGCAUGCCUCACAAGAAGAUAUUAAGAAAGCGUACCGUAAAUUAGCAUUAAAGUGGCACCCUGACAAAAAUCCAGAUAACAAAGAAGAAGCUGAGAAGCAAUUCAAACAAGUUGCUGAAGCAUAUGAGGUUCUGUCAGAUGCUAAAAAACGUGACAUCUAUGACAAAUAUGGAAAAGAAGGCUUAAAUGGUGGAGGAGGUGGAAGUCAUUUUGACAGCCCAUUUGAGUAUGGCUUUACAUUCCGGAAUCCAGAGGAUGUCUUUAGGGAGUUUUUUGGAGGAAGGGACCCAUUUUCAUUUGAUUUCUUUGAAGAUCCUUUUGAUGACUUCUUUGGUAACAGACGAGGACCACGUGGAAACAGAAAUAGAGGCGGUGGAAGCUUUUUCUCUGCCUUUGGUGGAUUCCCUGCCUUUGGGAGUGGGUUUUCCUCAUUUGAUACAGGUUUUACUUCAUUUGGUUCUUUGGGACAUGGAGGCCUUACUUCAUUUUCCUCCACAUCGUUUGGUGGCAGCGGGAUGGGUAACUUCAAAUCAGUAUCAACUUCAACUAAAAUAGUUAACGGCAGAAAAAUUACUACGAAAAGAAUUGUUGAGAAUGGACAAGAGAGAGUAGAAGUUGAAGAAGAUGGCCAGUUAAAGUCUUUAACAAUAAAUGGUGUAGCUGAUGACGAAGCCUUUGCAGAGGAGUGCAGACGCAGAGGACAAAACGCCCUGCCCUUCCAGCCGGCCAGCGUCCGCUCUCCAAAGUCCCUCAAGCCUGCCGCCUACCCCAAGCACGUCUUUCACUGUAAUAGCGAUGAGGACGAUGACUUGGUUAUGACCAGCUGGGAGUCUCCCUUUUAUUCAUCAGGACACAAAGAAGGCAGCAAGAGGAAGAAGCAGAAGCUGAGGGAGGAACAGAAGAAGAAGAAGUCGGCUAAGGCGCCUUAUUAAAACGGACUCCGAUGCCCUAAAAUACUGACCCUGUACUGUCGUAUGGUUUAACCCCCCUCCCCGUCCCUUGACACCUGGUGCAUAUUUCUUGUGAUUAUUCUCACUUAGCAAAGGAGGUGAGGACUCCUGCUUAAAGUACACUAAAGUUGCACUAUUAUGCUUGAGCAGCACCACAGAUUUGCUUAAGGUUUCGGUACGAUGCUCUAGGCUUAAGCAUGUUCCUUAGAAGCCAAUCCCAUGAGGACUAGUGGGUCUGAAUUCUGAGGAAUGUGUUUAGGACCAGGAUGUCGGAGACAUGACAAUAAGCAGAUUCCGGCUAGAAACGUGUUUGUAUUUUUGAAGUUUGGGAUAUGUUGCGUUGUGGAACCUUUUGGCUUCUUCCUUUCUUGGAGCUAAAACUACAUUAGGGUAGUUUGUUUCUUCUAGGUCUAAUGAGGUUGUAAAACAAUGGGCAGCAUCCAGACUAAGAUAGUCAUGACUAAGUCCCAUUGAAAUUAACAGUUAAUAAUGAUUAAGAAUAAUUAAUAGGACUUCAUAAUGACUAACUUGUCCCAUUGAUUUCAAAUGUGCUUAGCCAUAACUGGUCCGGAUGCUGCCCAGAAUCCUUUUUGCUUUUUACAUGACAAUUGGUCAGGGAGUAUAUUGACAUGUUGUAAGAAUUACCUGACUGUAUUUCUUUUUUAAAAUUUCCCAUGGAUGAGAUCAGAAUUGUGUUAAACCUUGUGUGAGCAUAACAGCUGAGCUACUUGAUCAGACACCUGCAUUUCCCCAAUGGGGGGCGGGGGGGAGGGAAAGGUUGACUUCUCUUCCAGUGAUUUAUGGACAUUGCAUCAGGAAAAACUUUUACUAUCCUGUAAUAAUCAGAAAGAGGUUUGCAGUGAACUGCUUAAUGAUGCUGGUCCUUGUGGGUUUAUCAUAGUUCCCCAAACUCCAAAUAAGCCAAUUGCACUUUGAAAUAGCUUGUUGCUUCCACUGAUUGAAAAUCAGCAGUCAUGAACAUGUUUUGAUGCUGCAGGUAGAGUUCUAGAAAAGUAACAUCUGGAUUGUGGGUAAGGAACACAUCCUUCCCUUGCCCAGCAUCUAGGGCUACAUCCUGCCCACCAAAACUCCCUUUCUCUUGCACAGCACGCAGGACUAAAUAAGCUGGGUGGAGUCUUGCUGAGCCAGAUAGAACUGAUGGGCCUUUUAUUACUUUCAUCUAGAAUACCUGUGUGUCCAUAUAUGUUGUUGGUUGGCUCAAGUUCCGGUUAAAUUUUGCAGGGAGGGCAUGGACACACUUGCAUCAAAAAUUAAAUAUUUGAAUUUUUUUUUUCAUUCCCCCCCCCAUCAAUGUUUAAUUGCAUGUUACAUGGCUUCCAUUAACUUCAUAACUGAGUACUAAGUUGGAGUCUUCCAUUGCCUUAACUACUUCCACGCAUGGUUAUUGUGAGUACGUUGCCUUUUUGCAGCUUAAUCCAUGAGUAGAGGUUGUCGGCUGCUUUGGUCUCCUGUGUUCCUUUUAAAAAUUAUUAUAAUUAUUCUCAUCCCUUCGCCAGUAAUUUAGGCGACACUUACUCUCCUUGGCACUGUUGGAAACCCAAAUUUCCUGGAGGAAUCUUUAAUUAGUCCCUGAUUAAUGAAGCUUAGGUCAGGAAGGUGGCAAUACGAGAGGAUUUGGGGUACUUACUUGGAUUUUUUGCUUAUAUUAUAAAAAUGUAAUCUAAUGCAACUCUUUAGGGUAUUUAAACUAUGGUAUGUCGAAGUAAGAUGCAGUACUGUACCUUUUUUUUGUUUGUUACAUAAAUACCACUGAAUUGUGUUGUGCAGUGUUAACCAGUAAUAUUUAAAGAAAUAAAGUAAGCCCCUUGAUUCCA